This is a messenger RNA of Phytophthora nicotianae INRA-310, 1494 nucleotides long. RefSeq lists its product as hypothetical. The coding region runs from base 1 to 1494 and encodes 497 amino acids. NCBI's taxonomy places the organism in Eukaryota, Oomycota, Peronosporomycetes, Peronosporales, Peronosporaceae. The transcript has 6 exons. The record is from RefSeq and is a predicted model, not a curated record.
AUGCAGAUUCGCUACGCCAUUGCAUGGGCAAUGGUAGCCAUUCAGUCCACCGACGCCUCUAAUUCUACCUCGAAAGGUGACCUGAAUGGUUGGUACCCCUGCUCAGAGUACACUUUCUCGGACGAAGGUAGUUCUACCGGUCAAGUCGCGCAGUGUGCCGUGUACAGUGCACCGUUGUGCUAUCCUGGAAUCUGUGAAACCCCUCCGGGAGUAAACUCGGAAGUCGACGUCUUUGUUAAGCGUUUACCUGCCACGGCAGCCGAUCCCGCCACUACAACCAAUGUAUGGCUGCUUCAAGGAGGCCCCGGUGCAUCGUCCACUGACUUGGAGAUCUCGAUGGCGACCCUGCACUCGGAGCUGGAAGGCACAGUAAACGUGUACACGAUGGAUCAUCGUGGCACGGGGCGUAGCACCAAGCCCGAUUGUGUCGCGGCGCAGGUUACAACCACUGGGUCUCCUUGGGAUUUACAAAUCAAAUACGGCGACCUUGCAUCUUUCUCCGUGACGACGGCUGCAACGGACCUUGCGACUUUCAUUUCCAGAUUCACGAAUGGAGCUGGCACCAUUGUAUAUGGCGUGAGUUACGGCACAAUGUUCGCUGAAAGGCUCAUGCAUCUCGCUCCUCCUCAGGUGACUGGAUAUGUGCUGGAUGGCAUCGCUACAACUUCUGGAGCACCUGAGUUUUUCUAUGCAUCGAAAUGGGACAACAACUUUGGUGAGGUGGGCGACGCUUUCUUGGCGCUAGGUGAGAGUGAUAGCAACUGUAAGCCCCACUUCGAUUCCAAUGGCCUCAACAACACUCUUCAAGGUGUACUUGAGCAAUUUGACCACGAUCCGAACUCAACAUGUGCUGCGUUGGUCAACAGCACGGUAGAAACCGGUGAGUCGCCGUCAGCCAAUCUACGGAUUGCACUCGAGAGCACAGAAGCGAUGAAGCCAAAAUCAAGACAACAACAUCAAAUUGAAAACAAGUCGACAACGUACGAAACUCACUACACUCAAGCUCUUGAAAACUUCUUCGCGAACCAAUGGGGAAAACUCAAGCUGGUGGCACUAGACCCACUCAAGCACUUAGCAAAGUCGCAGACGGCGAUCCAGUACAAUUUCAGCUCUGACCACGCUUCAUUGACUAGCCCAAUGCGGACUACGAUUCCAAACCAAGCAAGUGUGUUGCUGCUGAGUGGUAAGCUGGACCCUCAGACACCCAACAAAUACGCUGAGUACUUACUGAAUGCACUUCGGGGCGAGAAGAAGGAAUUGAUAGCCUUCGAAUACGCAACACACGGCACUGUCAUGACGACUCCGAUGGUUGCGGAUAAUCCGUGGAGUGAAACUUGCGGAAUGAAGGUGCUGGCAUCGUAUGUGCGCGUUGGUGGGGAUCUCGAACGCUUGGAUAAAUCGUGUGUGGCCGAAAUGCCAGCGUUCAACCUGACCACGCCAGAUUACUAUCUGUAUAGUUACUUUGGCACAGAUGUCGCCGACGAUGGCUACUAG